Messenger RNA from Phialemonium atrogriseum, 3245 nucleotides. Its product is annotated as Spc98 family-domain-containing protein. Lineage: Eukaryota; Fungi; Ascomycota; Sordariomycetes; Cephalothecales; Cephalothecaceae. Bases 113 to 2992 code for a protein of 959 amino acids. The transcript has 2 exons. Gene Ontology annotation, molecular function: gamma-tubulin binding; microtubule minus-end binding. The record is from RefSeq and is a predicted model, not a curated record. Gene Ontology annotation, cellular component: spindle pole; equatorial microtubule organizing center; centrosome. Gene Ontology annotation, biological process: spindle assembly; mitotic cell cycle; meiotic cell cycle.
CUUAAAACUUCACCUUCACACUCUCGUCUUUAUUUAGUUGCGGCAUGUACUUACAGUCAGGACGCGCCGUUUCAGCUUCUAUGAAUCCUCCCAUCUGUGUCAAGAUACUAGCAUGAUGAAUGGCGAUGGAGACGCCUCCGAUGUCUUCGCCAUUCCAGAUUUCUGGAAACCUUCCGCUUGGCUAGAAUCACCCUCCCUGCAUCUGCAGCAUGGCCCGUUCUUCGCUCUUGAUGUGGAUAGAGUGCCCCCCCAAGCCUUAGACGGCGCCGGGGUCAAGACAACAAGUGACCAUCCCUACUUCAAGACCCCGGCCCUUCUGGACCUUCCAUCUAGACCUGAAGUUCAAAUCAAGGCAAUCCCUUCCCUUGACGAGCCAGUCAUAGGUCCUGUCCUUGAGCCCAAGGCUGAAGAUAUCUGGCUCUUCCAUGAUCGAGUCUCGGCUAAGCAGCCCGAACAUAAAACCUGGGCCAAGUUUGAUAGCGGAGGAAAAAGCGAAUCGCCCAUAACGUUUAUCUCCGAGUCCGGACCUGGGACGUUUGAUUCACUCUUGGCGGCCGAGGACAACCCUCUCCAUGUUCCGGCCUACGAUGACUGCAAGGUCGUCGACUCAGCCGUCUACUGCUCUUGUCUUCUUACCCUGGCUCUUGGGAGGAGCUCGAUGCUGUUCUCAUGGAACGACGACAAGGCAUGCUUUGUUCCAACCAUGCCAUAUCUAAAGAUCUCUGGCUUCUCCGGGGAAAGUCUGGGAGGCAUUAACAAGGCAUGCCACGAAUGCGGCGAUACAACGCGCUAUCUGCGAUCAUAUGUCGACAAGACAUACACCUCGCACGCCUGCCAGUCAAGGAUUGCAUUGGCCAAUGCAGUUGACAUGCUCCUCCUCACAAUCCAGGCUGAGCUCGGCGUACGCGCCCAGAGAUCGAGGUCGCCUUUGCAGCUUCAGGCACUCGUGCAGCCAGUGCGGUCGAUCUUGGUCUACUUCAGGGGACUGGUUGAGAAAGCAUCGCCAUUUAGAUCGGACGAGCAAAUACUCUCUAUGCUCUUCCAAGAGGCCCAGUCCACCGAAUACAGAGACGGCUUCUUGCACAACGCCGUCUGCGAGGUGUUGCGAAUGGUAUCAAAACCGUGGACAGAUUUUGUUGAGGAAUGGGUUGGUCUGAAGCCAGAGGAAGCCAUCGUCAUGACAAAGAACGGGCCGGGAAAGAGUUUCGUCAAGGUUGAAAAUCGGAUGUGGAUUGACGAUCAAGGCUUUGAACUGGACGAGCCCGAUUACUUCCUUGACGAGGACAAUAUGCCUUCAUUCAUCUCGGAAGAGAUGGCCCUCGGCAUUUUUGAAACGGGUCGAAACCUUAGAUUCAUACGAUCGAACCAUCCAGAACACCCUCUCGCACGGCAGGAUGAAGUUACAGCGGCCAACCCGCCCAAGAUUCAGUGGGAGUUUGACUGGGACGCCAUCAUGAGAGUGGAAGAUAAAGCCAAAAACUAUGAGCAGGCCUUGGCGGAGGUCAUCCAGGGGAUCCUCCACGAGAAAGGCGAAGCGAAGCACAGCCGGCUGCCUCUCAGCAGAGUCGAUCAUGAACUGCAAUUCUUCGGCCCAGACGAGGCGAAGCUUACCGAGAAGGUAGUGGCAUCGAUACAUAUGCUAAAUCAACCCAUGGGCCAGAAGCCGAUCACCAAUGACGGGUUACCACGGAUCUUACAAGAGCAGCUCUUUGACCAGCAAGCUAGCCUGCACCAUGAGUCUGGGCUCCCACCCCACUGGACCUUGCUACCCUUAUUGUCCUUUGGCCCGACAGUCGCUGCUCAGGCGCGCCUGGUCAACAGGGAGUGCACUCGCCUGCUCUUCACCACCCACCAUCUCCGGGAUCAUCUGCAUCUGCAGAGACAAUACCAACUAUUGGGGAAUGGCCUAUUCUGCAGUCGCCUCUCACAUGCUCUCUUUGACCCUGAACUCGACACAGCAGAGCGCCAGUCAGGCGUUGCGUUGAGUGGCGGUGUCAUGGGACUGCGUCUGAGUGGCCGCGAGAACUGGCCACCAGCCAGCUCUGAGCUCAGACUUGCCCUUAUGGGGGUGCUCGCGGACAGCUACGAGCCUCGACCGGGUGCCCCACAACAACCGAGCACCUCGCAAGCCCUGAAGGGAGACCUACUCGGGGACAUCAGCUUUGCGGUGCGAGAUCUCUCGCCCGAGGAAAUCGAGAAAUGCGUCGAUCCGGAUUCACUUGGGGCACUCGACUUCUUGAGGAUAUCUUACAAGCCGCCCUCGGCUCUUCUGCCCAUCAUGACGCCGGUCAUUCUCAUCAAGUACGACAAGAUCUUCAGGCUCCUGGUGCGAAUUCUGCGGAUGCUCUACGUGGUCAACCAACUCUUCCGGGACGUCUCAACACGGACUUCCCGAGGCGUCCCCGUUGACAACAUCUCUCUUCGCUUCCGAAUCGAAGCGCAUCAUUUCGUGACCCAACUCACCGCUUACUUCUUCGAGACGGGCAUCGUCAUGCCCUGGCGCCGGUUCGAUGACUGGCUCGACCAUGUCCAGGACCAGCUGACGAGUAACUCUCUCCCCGCUCCCGGGGUCGGAAAGGGGUACAGCCCGGACCGGCUGCGCGAUUAUCACGAGCAGGUCCUGGACGAGAUCAUGCUGACACUCCUGCUGCGGAAGAGGCAGCAGCCGGUGCUGAAACUCGUCGAGGAUAUCUUUAUGUCGAUACUGGAGUUCGCGAAACGGUUGAGGAGACAGGCGGCUGGCACGGUUCAACCUACCGAGGCGGGCGAGACGGGCGAGACGAAGAAGCUAUACGUGUCGUUCCGGAAGAAGGUAGACGUCUUCAUAACUGUUUGCCGGGGGCUGAGUGAGAAGGGAGGGGGCUAUAGCGGCAGGGGAGAGGACUCGGCGCGUAUGAGGGACGACGGGCAGAAGCGUGCAAAUGGCGACAGGGAGAACACCAUCGAUAGGCUGCUCUUGUUGUUGGACAUGUCUGGUCACUUUACGAGGUAGUCGCAAUACAGUAAAUUCCGACGUCGUAUCCCGCCGGGAGGGCCGCCGUGAAGGCGGCAAGAACGCCUCAUUCCCGAAUUAUCGGUAGUGGAGACAGAACGAAUGGCUUGCCCGUCCUUGUCUAUAGGGUUAUAGAGAUGCCCGCAUAUCCACUCCUCUAGGACCGGGAGAGUGGAGAGCAAGGGCAUCAACACUACCUACUUGAUGAGGCUCAAGAAGUGGAUUUGUCUAUUAAUAUACAUAUACCUUGUGA